AUGGCUACUAAUUUCCAUAGGAAAUGGGUUUCCGUGAGUGUUCUUAUUAUGUGCAUUGUUCUUGAAUUGAGUGUGAUCAGUGUUUUGGGUGAUCAGAAGCUUCACCCACAAAGAUAUGGAGAUGAUUGUCGAUUUGGACGUGGACCACGGUGCAGGGGUUGGAGGGGCCGACGUGGCCGUGGUGGUGGACUAGGGGGAGGAGGAGGGUUUGGCGGUGGUGGAGGUCUUGGUGGUGGUGGAGGUCUUGGCGGUGGUGGAGGUCUGGGCGGUGGUGGAGGUCUUGGUGGUGGUAGAGGUGGUGGAGUAGGCGGUGGAGGAGGGUUUGGUGGUGGUGGUGGUCUUGGUGGCGGGGGAGGUGGUGGUCUUGGUGGUGGGGGAGGUGGUGGUCUUGGAGGUGGUGGAGGUCAUGGCGGAGGCCUUGGUGGUGGGGGAGGUCAUGGCGGAGGUCUUGGUGGUGGAGGCGGUUUUGGGGGCGGCGGAGGAGCUGGGGGAGGUCAUGGUGGAGGUUUUGGUGCUGGAGGAGGUGUAGGUGGUGGAGUAGGAGGAGGCAUUGGUGGGGGUGGUGGUGGUGGUGGCGGAGGAGGAGGAGGUGGUGGGGGAGGAUUGGGUGGUGGAUCAGGCCAUGGUGGAGGGUUUGGAGCUGGUGGUGGUGUUGGUGGAGGCUUAGGUGGUGGAGCAGGUGGAGGGGGAGGAGGAGGAGGUGGUGGUGGGGGUGGUGGUGGUUUGGGAGGAGGUUCAGGCCAUGGUGGAGGAUUCGGUGCUGGUGGUGGUAUAGGAGGUGGUCUUGGUGGUGGAGCGGGAGGAGGAGGAGGUGGUGGUGGUGGAGGAGGGGGUGGAAUAGGCGGAGGUUCAGGUCAUGGUGGGGGCUUUGGUGCAGGAGGUGGUGUAGGAGGUGGUGCAGGAGGAGGAAUAGGUGGUGGUGGUGGUGCUGGAGGAGGUGGCGGUGGAGGAAUAGGAGGAGGUUCUGGUCAUGGCGGAGGCUUUGGCGCAGGUGGUGGUAUAGGUCAUGGCGGCGGUGGAGGUAUAGGCGGAGGUGGCGGCGGCGGUCAUGGCGGCGGUGGAGGGUUUGGCAUUGGAAUUGGCAUUGGAGUUGGGGUAGGAGCUGGGCAUGGUUCCGGCAGUGGUUCCGGUGUAGGCGGAGGAGGAGGUGGGGGUAAACAUUAG
Messenger RNA from Vigna unguiculata (cowpea), 1164 nucleotides. Lineage: Eukaryota; Viridiplantae; Streptophyta; Magnoliopsida; Fabales; Fabaceae. The record is from RefSeq and is a predicted model, not a curated record.